CAAGGACUGGGAGCCUCACAGUCAGGCUGCGACGGGCAUUGUCACUGCACAAUGCUCCUUUAUUCUGCUGCUGUGUAUAAGGCACUGGGGUCUGUCCCGGCCUCCCUGCCUCUUCAGUCCAUUAAGCAGUCAAAGAGCUGAAAGUCCUCAUAAUCCCGUGCAACUGGGCCCGUGCCCUGAAGGUGAGGUAGCCGCUGUCGCUAUGGCCCACAUCAUCGACCUGGUGCCCUGGGACGACGGUUCCAUGCACGUGUGUGCAUGCCCCGUCAUCCCGCUCCCGCUGGAGCGGCAGCGCAGGCAGCUGGCCAGCGUGAAGCGGCAGCUCUACCACCCCGCCCUGCCCACCCUGCGCCGCAUGGACAUGGACACUGUCAAGGCCUGCCUGCCGGACGAGCACUGCCAGACCACCACCUACUGCCGCAAAGAUGAGUUUGACAACGCCCAUUUCACUCUCCUCGGGGUCCCCAACAAACCCCUGCAGUGCUUGGACGUCACGGCGACCGGCCGGAAGCUCCACAGCAGGUGCCGUGAGGGAAAGCUGGCGCCCAUCGCGCCGGGCAUCAACCGGGUCGACUGGCCGUGUUUCACGCGCGCCAUCGAGGACUGGUCCCGCCUGGUGUUCUCGGCCGGGGAGUUCAAGCUACCCUGCCCAAGCCAGCGGGUCGAGGGUUUCAGCGGCUACGCGGUGCGGUACUUGAAGCCCGAAGUGACCCAGAGCUGGCGGUACUGCCUCAACCAGAACCCCAGCCUGGACCGCUACGGACAGAAGCCCCUGCCUUUCGACUCCUUGAAUACCUUCCGCCGCUUCGGCUCCCACUACAGUCGUGUCAACUACCUGACCCCCUGGCAUUAAUCUGUGGAAAGGAGGCUGACCUCCAGGCUGCUGGACUGUGCCACCUCAGGUCCCCUGGCCGGACAGAGGGCAUAUGGUGGCACCACCCAUCUCCCCAGGGGUUCAUCCUGACUAGAAAUAAACCUGCUGCUUCCUCAGGGA
Molecule: messenger RNA, 994 nt
Organism: Lemur catta (Ring-tailed lemur)
Lineage: Eukaryota; Metazoa; Chordata; Mammalia; Primates; Lemuridae
Gene: SPMIP8
Product: testis, prostate and placenta expressed
Exons: 8
Coding region: 203-853 (216 amino acids)
Source: RefSeq, a predicted model, not a curated record